Lolium perenne is the source of this 2365-nucleotide messenger RNA. RefSeq lists its product as uncharacterized. Lineage: Eukaryota; Viridiplantae; Streptophyta; Magnoliopsida; Poales; Poaceae. The record is from RefSeq and is a predicted model, not a curated record.
AUAAGGGUUUGUACUUUGUACAAGUCCUACAUGAUCAAUAAUGUCCAGCAAUGAGCAAGAAAAAGUGCAACAAUGAUGACGCGGUUGCCACCAAAUCCCUCAACAAACUAAGCACCGGUUAAACAAGUGACCCCCUCACCAACUGAUCUCUUACCGACGAAGUCAAAACGUCCAUCGCAACUGCCAUGAUUGCGAAACCUUUGAAUGAAUGACUAAUACAGCCCUCCUCUUGAUUUAGUAUACUACUCAGAAUUCACAGGAAGUAAAGUGGACCGUGACAUGAGGCGCACACAUCCCUCUGAAACCGAGUUUGCGGGAACAGCAACGCGGCAAAUGUUCCGUCCACGGGACAUCCCGUGCACGUUUGGUCCAUUGGAUCCACCAUAGUUUGUGCUUUGUGAUUCGUGAUGGAAAGUUCCAUUCAGUAUCAGGAAUCUCAAGCAUGUUGGUAUGGAACAAAACCUAUUGAUUCUGUGCACGGAACAAAUUCAUUUCUGGUGUAACAGUGGCAACCGAACUGUUUCGAGUCCCUUGUGUAUAAAAAAAGCUUGUCAAAUCUUCUGAUUUCGAAAAUUUUACGUUACUUUUGGGAAAAGUGAUGGCGUCUCACGGCAUUCAUCAGGGAAACGUGAAGAGUCGGUGACAUAUCCCUUUUGAGUUGAGGAUUCUCUUCUGAGGAAGCCAUCAAGAACUGAUUUUGUCUGGAGCUGGAUUUUGGUGGAAUCCUCAGCAAGCUACAUUGGCGAUCGUGGUUAUCUCUCCACCCCUCGCAGAGGUGCCAAGUCAUCUCGUCUCUAUCUCGUCUUGUCUCCAUCAAAUGGUAGUACACAUUGCAAAAUACAAGGGGGCAAAAUUGGUAAUCCACCUGGAGGGGCCCAUCAGUUAAACCAUCCCCAUCUGACACUCUCCAAGCAACAUGAGCAGCACACCAACAUCCAUGAGGCAGAGCAUGGUACAGGGGGAUCCUCUCAAUAAGAUGAGUGAGAUGGGGGAAAGAAGGCAUCAUUAGUAGUCACCAGAUGCAGCAUGCACACUGUUGUUAGCGGCAGCAGGAGAAGCUGCCAGUCAAGAAAGUGGAGGAGAAGAAGAAGAAAAUAGGAUCAUCAUUGUCGUGAUCAUCUGGAUUGAUCGAGCAGGUGGCCAUGUCGUACGAUGAGGUGUUCACUGUUCUUGGAGCUGGAGUCAUGAGCGGCAAGGGGGCGGCGGCUAGCGUUUGGAGGGGUCAGGGCAGCAACAUCACGAGGCAGAUCCUCAAGUGCACGAGGUGGCAGCUCGAGGAGACCACCGACUUCAUCACCUGCCCCUACCACUACUUCUGCGACAGCUCCUACCCCGGCGACUACUCGACCGCUGUCGGCGUCGUCGUCGCCGUCUUCGCUGCCUACUGCCUUCUCUCCGCUGCGGCCUUCACCGUGGCAGAGAUCGGAGGCGGCGCCACGGCGGCCGGUGGCGUCGGGAGGAUCAAGAGGAAGUACCUGGUGCCGUCGGGGCCCUUCUUGCUGCCGCUGGUGCUGCUGGUCCUUGCCAAGGGGCAGCGGAUCAACGCCGUCUUCCCCCUCGCGCGGUUUGGCCCGGCAUUGCUGCUCACGCUGCAGGCGUCGGCGCUGGCGUUCCGGAACGAGGCCGACGGCGACGUGCGGUACGCGGUGCUCGAGGCGUCCACCGUGUCCGGGAUCCUGCACGCGAGCCUCUACCUGGAUGCCAUCGUUCUGCCGUACUACACGGGGACGGACGCGCUCCGGUGGUCGCGGUUCUCCGGAGAGUGCCCCACAUGCCUCUGCCGGAUGGAGCCGCUCGUCGUCGGCGGCCGGACCGUGCUGUACCGGGGCCUCUCCAAGACGGCGCUGGCCAUCAUCUUCGCCCUCUGCUCCAGGAUGGUAUGCCGGAUCUACGGGGAGGAGCGGCUGAGCGUGUGGACGCGGUCGGCGCUGGAGAUGGCGAGCUGGGUUUUCGUGUCCGGCGACGCCAUCUAUCUUGCUGGUUGGGCGCUUGCCGAGGGCGCCGCGGCGGUCUUCGCCGUGUACGCGCUCGUCGGGUCGCUGGUCUUCUUGUGUGUGUUUGGGAAGGUGUACAGAUUCUUGGCGUGGGCGGAGAACAGGCAGGUGCAGUGGAAACCAAGCCUUAGCUGCCACAAUGUGGUUUGAUUGAUCAUUUCCUUUUUUUUUUCCUUUUGCUUUCGGAGGAAAUUGUAAAGCAUAAAAACCAAUUAAUUCAGGUUUUGUGUGCAUAGAGAGAGAAAAUCGGAGAGUAUAAUAACCAAUUAGUUCAGGUUUUCUGUGUAUACAAAAUUACAAACUACAAGGAAACUGUAAAGCAUAUGAUCCGCAUAACCAUAUUGGUGAAGUUUCAAACUUACGGUUUUUUA